Molecule: messenger RNA, 270 nt
Organism: Knipowitschia caucasica
Lineage: Eukaryota; Metazoa; Chordata; Actinopteri; Gobiiformes; Gobiidae
Source: the annotation of a GenBank genome assembly
AUGAGCGCCGACUGCCUCCCAGCGAGAGCCACCCUCCAGCUGAAGCUCGAGUCCUCCACCCCCGGCCGCCCCCCGCACAGACCCGCUGCCUGCCGCACACCGCAACCCCCUUACAAAUCCUGGUACUCACCCGCCGACGCCCCAGAUGCCAGCACACCCCCACAAGGGCAACCCACCUGCCACCCCCGGCAUCCUCCCCGCGCCACGCAUCCGGCCGCACCCCCCCACCACCUCGGCCCCCCCACUCCCCCCCCACUCUAUGCGGCCUGA